GCGCAGACUCCCCGGCCGCGGGGACCGGCUUGGGCUCGGCCGGCUCCGGCGGGUGGGGACGCGGUGCGCGUUGCCCACGGGCCACUCUGGCUGCCUGGUGCUCCGCGAGGGGCGUGUGCCCGAGCCGCGCAUCCGCGGGCUCCAUGUUCACCGAGCUGCGGUCAAAGCUGAGCCCCCCGCGAGCUCGCGCCGGGGCUGUGCGUACAGGCUUCGGGGAGCGCCCGGAUGUGGACGGUGAGCUGGGAUGAACCCAGGCGCAGGAAUAUCCUUCUGCCAGACCCUCCUAGAGCAUACAGUGUCAGCUGAGAACAUACCCUGCCACCUGCCUCGGACACCAGGCACCAGCCUCACAUGGCACGACUCCCGAAGCCAGAGGGCAUCCAGCAGCAGGCCAAUCAAGCUCCUUCAACAGCCGGGCUCAGAGACCCCCCAGGCCCGGCUGUACUCUGAUCACUAUGGUUUGUACCACACGAGCCCUUCGCUGGGUGGCCUGACAAGGCCAGUGGUCUUGUGGAGUCAGCAGGACGUUUGCAAGUGGCUCAAGAAACAUUGUCCUCACAACUACCUCGUCUACGUCGAGGCCUUCUCCCAGCAUGCCAUCACGGGCCGAGCUCUGCUUCGACUGAACGCAGACAAGCUGCAGAGAAUGGGGUUGACCCAAGAGGCUCAGAGGCAGGAGGUGCUGCAGCAGGUGCUCCACCUGCAGGUGCGUGAGGAGGGGCGGAGCCUGCAGCUGCUCAGCCAAGCUUCCUUCGGAAACAUGUCCUAGCUGUUGCCUAUACUUGGACCCCAGACCCCAACACUGUGACCAGAGCCCACAGCCAAGAAUGAGUCAGAACUGGCCCUACAGCCCCUUUGGAUCCUGCAGGAUACCCUAGCGGCUAAACCUAGCCCAGGGGUCAGGGAGGAGCAAGACCUCCAUCUCCAGGUGCCUCUGGAGAGGCACUACAGGUUCUGCCCUGCGGCUGGGUGGGUGGUUGCUGCCUGCUUAUAGACCCUUCUUCUGAGAUCCAAGCCCAGGUCCAUCCCCUGGUGCUGCUGGCAGCAAACAGGGUAGCUGCCUGGAACUAGAGUGGGGUUUGAAUGUCCCCAGACUCCCAGGGAGUCUGUUUAUUUAUGUUCCCUCCAACAUGUGACCAUCCCCCAUCUGAGUCAUGAGUCUUACCCUUAAGUCUUAGUUCUGUGUCUUUCCCAGGCACCUCCAGAUCAGCCACACAGUGGGACAAGCUGUCUUGGCUCUUUGAAGUGUAUCUGUCCCAGAGUACAGCAGGCCCAACCUGCUGUCCAUACUAAUAGUCAUCAAUUCAUGACAUCAUGCCAUGCUUCACUCAGUGAUUGUGAAACGUCAGCAGACCCUAUCCACACUGUAGACGUGAAUUUGAGAGGGGUCCAGGAUGCUCAGGCUGGAAAGCCAGUGUGCGGCACAGAUCCCAGUGGUGUGCAGGUAACUGUGCACAGCUCACCAGUUCAGAUCCCAGUGCUGUGCAGGUGACUCUGUGCACAGCUCACCAGUUCAGCAGUGUUCUCAAUCUUACUUUUGAAGAAGUCAUGCUUUUAAACAGCUUCCCUAUUCCCUGGCUCUUAGAGACUAUGUUGAAGAAGUGUGUGUGUGUGUCUGUCUGUCUGUCUGUCUCUGUGUGUGUUCAUGUGCACCUCUGUGGCUUUCCCAAGAAAACCAACCUGUUUUCAACCGAGAAAAUGAUGUAGAGCAGUUCUUUCAUGUGUCACCAGACACCUGGACAACCCCUCCUUGGGUAUUUGGGGGCUUGUUGCUGCCAGAAAGGAGGGCAAAGGGUGACCCUGGCAGCUCACUCUGACUCUGCCCUCUACCAACUUUACCAGGGACUCUAAAAUCUCAGGGACAGUUGAGGCUUGGCCUCCAGUCCCCUCUGUGUGCCAAGAGCUGGCCUCAAUUCAAGGUUGCUCAUUACGGUUAAUUUGGGCCACUGGCCUGCAAUCUUCCAUCCUGUAUACCCUGCAUCCAUGCAGGGGCUCCCUUAUUGUGUUUGCCUGCCUCUAGAAUCCCCCAGUCCUGGUGCGUGCAAUCAGAGGGCCUUCUCUGAUCUCUUUCUCUCUCCUGUCUUUUCUUCCCAAUGCUCCUGUCCUGUCUUCCUUGGUUUUGGUCACUUUUUUAUACUCUGACCAAAAAAAGAAAAGAGAAAAAAAUCAGAAAUAAAUCUGGUUCUCAAAUGCC
This is a messenger RNA of Rattus norvegicus (Norway rat), 2194 nucleotides long. It is a transcript of the gene Samd10, whose product is annotated as sterile alpha motif domain containing 10. Lineage: Eukaryota; Metazoa; Chordata; Mammalia; Rodentia; Muridae. The record is from RefSeq and is a predicted model, not a curated record.